This is a messenger RNA of Prorocentrum cordatum, 2757 nucleotides long. The record is from the annotation of a GenBank genome assembly. NCBI's taxonomy places the organism in Eukaryota, Dinophyceae, Prorocentrales, Prorocentraceae.
AUGCAGGCCACCUUUGGCCCCACCCGCGCCAGCCUGCAGGAGCUGAGCCAGACGACGAUGCAGUCUUGGAUCAGAGCACAGAUGCAGGCCCCCAUCGGGUCGCACCGCGAAUACUGGCGCAAGCGCGUCAACAGCCGGUUCGUCGACUACCCUGAUGUCGGCUCGCCGCGAUCGCGCUGCGCGGUGGGCUCCCGCUGGCACUCCUUCGCGUUCGCUAUCGUGGACAAGGGGAAGUGGGUAAGCAUUACGGGCAACAAGAUUUACGUCGACGGCGUACACCGGAGCGACAUCGACCCCGGCUAUUCUGGAAAUGGCCUGCCCCCCCCCGUCAACUGCACCGACGAGCCGACUGCUAGCUGGUCCAGGCAGGGGCGCCCCUGCAGCGGUGAGAAACUCGUGAACCUGUGCAAUAAGGGGACGUCUGGCUGGCUCACGAACAAGUAUUGCCAGCAGAGCUGUUUUGACCAACGCGUCGGAUACGAUGGGGACGACUGUUCUGCAGGGUGGGCUUCCCUGGAAGACGCAGGUUAUCUCUGCGUCGUGACGGAGAAGCCGGGUGGCUUGGUGACGCUCUCAACAUCGGCAUCUUGCGAUGUGCAUCGCGUCUACUCGAAUCCAUCCAUCUGGUUCUCCUCCCCUCCGGGCGACUCCGGCGCGAAUCUGACUUUCCAGGAGCUCCGGCCUGGAGUCGUCACGCUCGCGCAGGGCCACGGCGGCGAGCCCUGCGACCUGGGCCAGUUCGUGUACCACGGCGGCCAGCCCUACCUCGCCGACGCCAGGCUGGAGCUGCUCCAGAACGACCUGGCCUCCCCCUCGGGGGGCGAGAACGUGUGUCGCGCCGUGCCAAGCCCUGUCAGGACCUUCCUCAACGAGGGCAGCUGCCAGCUGCGCACGGCGUGCGGCGCGGUGGAGGUGGGGGGCGUCAGCCCCCCCUCGAGCUUCGUGCUGGACGCCGCGACCUUCGAGCUCUUCCUCAACAGGUCCGAGAGGUACGUGUACGCGGUCGCGGGUCUGGUCGACGACAGCUCGCCCUGCGGGAGGCGCUCGCGGUGGCGGCCGCUGGACUGCAGCUCCGAGGACUGCAGCGCGACGGCACUGGGCGCCGCCGAGGCCGCCGCCUUCUCCUCGGCCCUCGCGCGGGAGGCGGGCAGCCUCCGCGACGUUUACGUAAGCUGCGAGGGCGUGGCGGCGGGGGCCGUCGUCGCCAGCGGCGGUGACUAUUUCGUGCACGUGCACUCCAACUACCACAACGUCUACGACUUCACACACUGGGUCAGCGCGCACCCGGGCGGCACGGAGCCCAUCACGCGGUGGGCCACGGGCAGCUUCGAGCUCGAGUUCCCGUCCUGGCACCCGAUGGGCCGCUGGGCGACCGCACAGACUUCCCUGGACUACGUCGGGAAGCUGGGUGACACCGUCAGCUUCGAGGCCCUGCCCGUGGCGCUUCAGGCCGCCUGGACAGUGGGCUACGAGUCGUGCGGGUCGCCCGGCGAGGUGGCGAACGACCCGAGCUUGGGCCACCAGUCCUGGUUCUCCGUCGAGUUCAGAGGUAUAGAGAAAGACGAUGAUUUCGAGGUGCCCUAUUCGAGGGCUAACCACAGGCAGUCUAAGUCCACGGUGUGGACCACAAUGGCGCUGUAUGCGAGUGACCAGCUGCGGCAACGGGCAGCCUGGGCGUUGUCUCAGAUUAUGGUGACGAGCUCGAACGGCAUCGGCAGCAGCUUCGGUCAAACGGAGUUCUGGGUCACCUACUAUGACAUCUUCGUGCGUAAUGCCUUUGGGAACUACCGCGACGUACUCAGGGAGGUCACCUACAGCCCAGUCAUGGGCUCGUAUCUGAGCUUCAAGGGCAGCAAGUCGCAGGAUUCCAGUGCGGCUUUCCCCGACGAGAACUACGCGCGGGAGAUCAUGCAGUUAUUCGACCGCUUCGUUCAUUCCGCCUGCACGAAGAGUGUCAUCGUUGCCAUGCUGCAGCUGGCGCUCUUCGUGGAGCGCGAUCCGCGCGUCGCGGCGCCGACACGGGCGCGGGGAUGCCACGCGAAGUUGUCACUGGGUGCCAUACGAUGUGCCCACGCCUGGGCCGGCGAAUUUACGAUUGGUCUUUGGGAGCUCAACCAGGAUGGCACCAGAAAGACCGACGCGGACGGGAAUGACGUGUCCACGUACGACAACGGCAACAUCACGAGCUUCGCGCGCGUCUUCACGGGCUUCUCCGCGCAGGCUAAGCGCCCAAACAUCGAAGACUUCACGUCUAACAUGGUGGAUCCGAUGCAGAUGAUGGCGGACUGGCACGACGUGUACCCGAAGCCGGACCUCAGCGGUGGCUACCUCGGAGACGGCUACCCGCUGUGCGCGGACCUCCCCCCGCGAGCCUUCCUGCUCCGAGGGGCGAGGUACAGGUUCGUGGGGUACGCCUACACCGGAGGAGACCUGCUCGUGCUGAACUCCAGCUCGGCGCUGUACGCGGCGCUGUCGCAGGUCCAGCUCAACGUCGAGCUCAACAGCACCAUCGGCUGCUUCGCCGAGGAGUGCUACGUCCACAGCCUCCGUGUGGUCCAGGUCGCGGAGGGUCGGCGGCUUACCAAUACAUCCCGCCGACUUGCGUGCACCUCUACUUCUAUAACGGCCAGGUCAGCGCCUCUGGCCUCAACUCGAGAUUCGCCAACGAAAACUAUCGCGCGUGCGUGGACCCCAAGGUACCGGCUGCCGGCGUGUCCUGCUGCAAGGGCUGCACCGACAACCCCAACCCUUGGCUAA